Molecule: messenger RNA, 810 nt
Organism: Trachymyrmex cornetzi
Lineage: Eukaryota; Metazoa; Arthropoda; Insecta; Hymenoptera; Formicidae
Exons: 1
Coding region: 1-810 (269 amino acids)
Biological process (GO): DNA integration
Molecular function (GO): nucleic acid binding
Source: RefSeq, a predicted model, not a curated record
AUGCAGUCAGACUUAUUUUCUAACGAAAUCGUUGCUCUGAAUCAAAACCGCGCGGUGUCGAAAAGCAGCCCGCUCUCUAAUCUCAAUCCUUAUAUGAACGAGGACGGACUCAUUCGAAUUCGAGGAAGACUCCGUCGAGCUUACCUCCCAGGAGCGACGAAGAAUCCAAUCGUAUUACACGCGCAUCCGCUGUUGGUACUCAUUAUCCAGCAUCAUCAUCUGAGAACGUUGCAUGCCGGUUCGCAAUUAACGCUCGCGUCAUUGCGAAACGAAUUUUGGAUUCUCCGAGCUCGCGCCACCGUUCGAUCCGUUCUUUACAAAUGCCAACAAUGUACGCGUGAACGCGCCGCCGUGCCCGUCGAACUCAUGGGUGACCUCCCGGCUGUAAGAGUCAACCGCACCGUUCGCGCCUUUAUUCAUACCGGCGUCGAUUAUGCAGGUCCGAUCGCUGUCCGCACGGCGCCCGGUCGAGGUCAUAAGUCGCAAAAGGCGUAUAUCGCGUUAUUCGUAUGCCUCACAACCAAAGCUCUGCAUUUAGAGCUUGUAAGCGAUUAUACCUCUUCUACUUUUAUCGCAGCGUAUCAACGCUUCGUUUCUCGGCGAGGAUUACCGACGUCCAUGUAUUCGGACAACGGAACCACAUUUCACGGCGCCGAUCGCGAACUUUCGAGCGCACAUGCCGCUGCCAUACGCGAUCCUAAUUUCCGUAGCCGACUCGCUUCCGACGGAACUGUGUGGCACUUCCUACCUCCCGCUUCGCCGCACUUCGGUGGUCUGUGGGAAGCCGGCGUUAAAAGUGUUAACGUCUAG